GUGCUCACAACAGAUAUGGCGGAAGAAUGAAAUCAAAAUUGACACAGAUCGUUACACAGCCGGGAUGUUAACUACAAGUGGAAAGUGAAAGUAAACGAUUCAAGCUAACAUGUGAUGUCGUUGAAAAGUUACAAAUUGUUAUAUCACUUAAGAAGAUUUAGCUGGUAAUACAAUAGCAUGGAGAAAGUAGAAGAUUCGCCGUCUGAUGAUAUGUCAUGUGAUAGAAAAGAGAAUCCAACGAAAAAAAGACGAAUUCACAUGGAAGUACAAGACUGUUUUGCACAUGCCCAAACGAAAGAGGGCAUGCAACCUUUAUCAAAUCCCUUUGAAUCUCAAAUCACAUCUUUAGCGCAGCCAAAACCUUACUUAAAUCCAAGGACUCCUCGGCUAAAAUCAUCACAGGGUGGACAAAGUCAAAGAAAAGCUUCUGCAACAUUGCCAUCGCCACAAAAUGACUCGCCAUCUUUUGGAGCCAAACUGAUUGAUGCUUACCAUAACAAAACGCCAGGUGGUUUUGGAAGUGCAGCUCUUCUCUGUGGAAAUAGUAUUCUACCAGAAUUUGCAGAUUUACAGGAAAACUGUAUUUCAACAAAUCAAGAUGAUACUAGUACGCCACAUACAGAUGCAUAUGUUACAACUGUACCUGUGCCAAUGGAAGGCAGUGACAAUAGUACAGCCUUUACUGUAAUUAACUGUCAUGAUUUCAGACUGAAAAAUAAUCAAGAAUCUAGGAGUACAGUAGGAUCUAGCAAUGAUAUUAGUAAUUCCAAUAAUAGAAUGACAUCAAGUAACAAAACAUUGAAGUUAAAUUCUAGUCUAAGGAAUUCACAUAGGAACACUCCCUCAAAACAUAACAGACAACAGAAUCUACCAAAUCAACAGAAAUUGACCAAUUUCUUUGUAAGUUCUCCAGGUAGUCAAAAAAGCAGUCAGGAUGAUGCCUAUGUUUACGGUACAACUGUCUCAAGUUACACACCUGUUAAGAAGAUUGAAGGAUCCUCUGUUAUGUUCACUAGUGACAAUGAAAGCCCUAACUUUCGCUCCUGUCAGAAAUCAUCACCAGCCAGCUGCAGUUCGGGGUAUUCCCCUACAAAGUGUUCACUAAAAGAGUACAAAGAAAAUGCGGCUGUCAAGAAGCUAUUUGCAGGACAAAAAACCCUUGUUGACAAUCCCACCCUGAAACCUGGAAAGUCGUUAUCAGGAAGUUCUGGUUCUAAUAGGUUCAAUUCACCCAAAAAGAGUGUAUACUUAAAAAAGGAACCUAAAACUGACCAGCUUAUACGGAUGGGGGUUGAAUCUAUUUCAUCCUCAGAUGAUGAAUGUAUGUCGCAAGCCCUUGACUCUGCCACAACAAACACAUUUGGACUUCUGGGAAAUGGAACAGUGUGUAAGAUGGCGGAAGAGAAGAUAGAUUAUUUCAGUAGAUUGCCCCCUGAAGUGAUGCAGCAUAUCUUUUGUCAUUUACCAAUGUUAGACUUGUGCCUAAAUAGCAACAGAGUGUGUAAGCGCUGGAACGAGAUCAUCUCAUCAGAAAAGUUUAUGCCAUGGAAGAAACGUUACCACAAGCUAAAGAAGAAUGUGGAGGGUUCCACGGAUGAAAUGAUGAUCGUUCUGAAGACAAACAACAUGAGGUCUCCUUCAGUGUUCUUGACCCAAAUUAUCAGUUACAUGAGGGACAUCAAGCCAGUGACGUCCAGUAACAUGACCCAGUGUCUACAGUCUCUCCCCAAGUACCAGUGGGCCCGGGCACUUCUAGAGGAAAGGGUGCCACAGUGCAUAGUCAGCAAGGAAGCUAAUCCAUGGAGUAUAAUCACAUGUUUGGUGAUCCUGGCAGAUUCUGUACUGGAAAUACAAGAGGUCCUCCACAGUCUGACAUCUCCCACGUCUGACUGUACGACACAGGAAGUGCUGGAGUGUCUCUACCGCCUCGCAGCAUUUCUCCAUAUCUUCAAAAAAAAAUGGCCUAAAGGGCCCUUCAGUGGAAUUCAUUACCGGCUGUUCUAUGCACUGUACUUGUAUGAGAAUGCAUCAGCUGCCACUCUGGGGGAUCUGAAAGGGACUCUCAGUGGGAGAUCUGGCCAGCAGUGUAUGGUCAAGUAUGGCUGUGCAGAGACUAGCAUGAAGCUGACCCAUGAACAGAUGAGAGUGGUAAAUCAUGAUUGUCAGCCAGAAGAAAUAGCCAAGAUUGUCGCUUUUGCAGGUACUGGGAAGACUACCACACUGGUGAGAUAUACCCAGCUGAGGCCGCAUAAAAGGUUCCUACUGGUGGUGUUCAACAAGUCUGUAUGUGAUCAUGCGAAGACGAAGUUCCCUCGGAAUGUUGAUUGUAGGACAGGCCAUGCUCUGGCAUUUGCCAAAGUUGGAUUUAGGUACAAAAACGCUGGGAAGUUCAGGGGAAAUGGUCCUACUGUAUACAGCAUCACACAGACCAUUCCAAACAAGAAGGGAGAUAACUUGUUUGUCCGCGCCAAGUUUGUCCUCGAUACCCUGAAUACUUACCUUUCCUCUGCUGAUCUUGUUCCUUCAGAAGAUCACGUACCAGACUUCAGGAUGGAUGAAGCUGGUAACAGGGUGCCCAUAGACCCUCAGAAGAGACAGAUGUAUGUUGAUGACACUUGUUAUCUGUGGAACCGCAUGAAGGAUCUGGAGGAUAAGUAUGUGCCAAUAUCACAUGAUGGCUACCUCAAACUUUACCAGCUGAGUCGCCCUCGUCUACACUGGAACUAUGACUGUAUCCUGAUAGAUGAGGCUCAGGACCUUACUCCAGCGAUAUCUGACAUCCUGCUCAGUCAAAUCACAUCAAAGAUCCUGGUUGGGGACCCACACCAGCAGAUCUAUUCCUUUCGGGGAGCGGUCAACUCUAUGCAGACUGUCCAGGCCUCCACAAUCUUCUACCUGACACAGUCAUUCAGGUUUGGUCCAGAGAUUGCUGAAAUAGCUGCUUGUUGUCUGGAAACAUUGAAAAAUGAAAAAAAGAAAACUCUGGUUGGAAAUGGCCAAACAUGUAAGGUACUAGGAGAACAGGUAGGCCAGCUGGCUGUACUGACCAGGUGUAACUUCACCCUGUUUAAUGAAGCUGUGAAGAGAUGUUGCCAUGAGAACACAGAUGAUAAGGUGGCUUUUGUUGGGGGCACCGAUGGGUUUGGUUUUGGGAUGAUAAUGGACAUCUACUGUCUUUUGUUGACUCCAGAACAAAGACAGAAAGAGAGAAGAGAGAUUGAACACAAACUGGUAAGGUCAUUCAGGAGCCUUCCUGAUCUUGAGAAAUACGCCAAUAAAACACAGGAUAAUGACCUCUUGGGAAAGAUAAAAAUUGUCCGCCAACAUCACCACAACCUCCCGGGUUACAUUGAUAAAAUCCUCAAGAAGACGAUCCGUGACACUCGAGUAGCAGAUGUGGUGCUGAGCACAGCACACAAGUCAAAAGGUCUGGAGUUCAGUACUGUACACCUGACGGAUGACUAUGUAGCCUACAUACAGCUACAGGAGUUAGAGCAACAGUUCCAGGGUACACCUUUACGUUUGCCAAGUGAGGAUGAGAGCAACCUGUUGUAUGUGGCAGUAACCCGGGCUAAGAAGGCCCUCAUCAUGUCGCCCACACUGAUGAAGCUGAUCCAGAGGUCAGGGUGUUCCUUUGAGUAUCCUGUGCUUAGCACAACUUUGAAAGAGAAGAAAGUGACAUUCACAUGUAUGAAAACUGGAGCUGAGUUUAAACCAUACGCUCUGACAUUACAGAGAAAGGACAUAAACUUGAGUAAUGGUACAACAGUGUCUGGGGGAGUUUACAGUCCAGGGGUUCUCAAGGUGGAAAACACUAUUUGGGACAGCCUCUUAGGUACCACUCCGGAGGACCGCAAGAAGGAGAAGGAAUAUGAGGAAUCGAGGAGGAACACAUGAACGGAAUCAAGGAGGAACACAUGAACGGAAUUGAGGAGGAAUACAUGAGCGGAAUUGAGGAGGAA
Mizuhopecten yessoensis (Yesso scallop) is the source of this 3962-nucleotide messenger RNA. Its product is annotated as F-box DNA helicase 1-like. The transcript is spliced from 20 exons. Gene Ontology annotation, cellular component: nucleus. Lineage: Eukaryota; Metazoa; Mollusca; Bivalvia; Pectinida; Pectinidae. Gene Ontology annotation, molecular function: ATP binding; 3'-5' DNA helicase activity; hydrolase activity. Gene Ontology annotation, biological process: double-strand break repair via homologous recombination; replication fork processing. The record is from RefSeq and is a predicted model, not a curated record. Bases 178 to 3897 code for a protein of 1239 amino acids.